CUUUCCUCUUACCCUCAUCUUCCCCUCGCCCGUCCUUCUCGCUCCUACACCUUCAUUACGCUCAAGCCUAAAAAAUGGGAAAGGAGAAGACCCACGUUAACGUCGUCGUCAUCGGCCACGUCGAUUCCGGCAAGUCGACCACGACUGGGCACUUGAUCUACAAGUGCGGUGGUAUCGACAAGCGUACCAUCGAGAAGUUCGAGAAGGAAGCCGCUGAGCUCGGCAAGGGCUCCUUCAAGUAUGCUUGGGUGCUCGACAAGCUCAAGGCUGAGCGUGAGCGUGGUAUCACGAUCGAUAUCGCCCUCUGGAAGUUCGAGACGCCCAAGUUCAUGGUCACCGUCAUUGAUGCCCCUGGUCACCGUGACUUCAUCAAGAACAUGAUCACUGGUACCUCCCAGGCCGACUGCGCCGUCCUCAUCAUCGCCGCCGGUACCGGUGAGUUCGAGGCCGGUAUCUCCAAGGACGGUCAGACUCGCGAGCACGCCCUCCUUGCCUUCACGCUUGGUGUGCGGCAGCUCAUUGUUGCCAUCAACAAGAUGGACACGACCAAGUGGAGCGAGGACCGUUUCAACGAAAUCGUCAAGGAGACGUCCACCUUCAUCAAGAAGGUCGGUUACAACCCGAAGGCUGUCGCCUUCGUGCCCAUCUCCGGGUGGCACGGUGACAACAUGUUGGAGGAGUCCCCCAACAUGACCUGGUACAAGGGCUGGACCAAGGAGACGAAGGCCGGUGUUGUUAAGGGCAAGACCCUGCUUGACGCCAUCGAUGCCAUUGAGCCUCCCGUCCGUCCCUCGGAUAAGCCCCUCCGUCUUCCCCUCCAGGAUGUCUACAAAAUCGGUGGUAUCGGCACGGUGCCCGUCGGUCGUGUUGAGACUGGUGUCAUCAAGGCUGGUAUGGUGGUCACUUUCGCUCCUACAAACGUGACCACGGAAGUGAAGUCCGUCGAGAUGCACCACGAGCAGCUUGAGCAGGGUGUUCCCGGUGACAACGUUGGUUUCAACGUCAAGAACGUCUCGGUCAAGGAUAUCCGCCGUGGUAACGUCGCCUCUGACUCCAAGAACGACCCCGCCAAGGAGGCUGCGUCCUUCACCGCUCAGGUCAUCAUCCUCAACCACCCCGGUCAGAUUGGUGCUGGGUACGCGCCUGUACUCGACUGCCACACCGCGCACAUUGCUUGCAAGUUCGCCGAGCUCAUCGAGAAGAUUGACCGUCGAACGGGUAAGUCGCUCGAAGCGGCUCCCAAGUUCGUCAAGUCUGGCGAUGCCUGCAUUGCCAAGCUCGUGCCAAGCAAGCCCAUGUGUGUGGAGUCUUACAACGAGUACCCACCUCUUGGUCGUUUCGCCGUGCGCGACAUGAGACAGACAGUCGCUGUCGGUAUCAUCAAGUCCGUUGACAAGACUGACAAGUCGGGUGGCAAGGUGACGAAGUCUGCGGAGAAGGCGGGCAAGAAGAAGUAAACUGUAUAGACUACUCUCUCUUUCUUUCGGUUUAUUUCUCUUCUCUUUCCCUCAUCUCGCAUGGUGCUCCGAUCCUCUACUGUGUUACCAGCAAUUGUUGUAUUCACGUUGACGAAAACACCGACGGGGACGCUCCCGUCGAAUGUGCAGUAAUGUGCAAGGUUGUCGCGAAUGAAGUGGCAUCGUCUGUAUCGCUAGCAUCUCAAAUCUCCCUAGCAUGCCGUUUGAGAGUCAUAGCUAAAACCCGGUGCAGUACGUAUCGUUAGCGUUAGACCGAAAUAUGUCGCUGCAGUGUGCGAUAUCAAAUUUGAUGUAUCCUG
Messenger RNA from Postia placenta MAD-698-R-SB12, 1777 nucleotides. RefSeq lists its product as hypothetical. Bases 75 to 1457 code for a protein of 460 amino acids. Gene Ontology annotation, molecular function: translation elongation factor activity; GTP binding; GTPase activity. Gene Ontology annotation, biological process: translation; translational elongation. Lineage: Eukaryota; Fungi; Basidiomycota; Agaricomycetes; Polyporales; Adustoporiaceae. The transcript has 9 exons. The record is from RefSeq and is a predicted model, not a curated record.